UGGUGCAAUUGGUCAGUCCCACCUGGCAGCUGCACUUAUCCAGACCGCGGGGAGCUUGGUUGCUUCAAUUCGUUCAUCUUCUGAAUAACAGCAAUUGACCGAGCUCGUCACCGCGAAUGCUAUUCUGGUUUUCAUUUACGGGCCCUUUCUAACCAUUCAAUACUAUAGUCAGGACGCAAUUUCUGAAAGUUGAUCUUCUAACAAACAAAAUGUCCCGACAAAUCGCAUUUCAAGCUUCCCGCUUGGCUUCGCGAGCGAUCCGCUCUUCAACACCCAUCUGCCGCUCAAGCUUCCGUAUCGCUCCUGCAAUCACACACCUUUCCAUCCGAUCUACCCUUUCGCAAAAAUGCUUCUCGACUACGGUUUCCAGCAAGCGGGGUAUCAUGCCUGAUACGGAGAAUCCUGCCAAGCCUUUGAACGAAGCCGAAGAGAUCCAUCAGAAUGCUGUUGUGGCCGAUAUUACUGAGCAAGAGUACCAUGACCUUGCGGACGAGUACCUCGAUAAUGUUGUCGGGAAGUUUGAGGAACUCCAGGAUCAGCGAGAAGACAUCGACGUCGACUUUUCAGCUGGAGUCCUCAGCAUCAGUUGGCCUGACAAGGGCACAUACAUCAUCAACAAACAGCCCCCCAAUAAGCAGAUCUGGCUGUCGUCUCCCAUCUCUGGCCCUAAGCGCUACGACUGGUGCCUCUUUGGCGAGGGCCAGAACGAGAAAGAGGGCACAGCUGUGGGUGACUGGAUCUACGUUCGUGAUGGAUCCAGCCUAAACCAGGUUUUCUCUGAGGAGCUUGGUGUUGACAUUGACGUUCCGAGCGAGGAGUAGAGCUUCCUCCCGAAUGCCGAUAAAAGACCCAGCAAGCAUGGUUGAAGGAGAAGACCAUCACAGACAAAGGAAAAGCAUUUAUGAAGGCGUUGAGGGCUUCGGUUAGCCUAGUGAGGAUUGCGAUUUAUGUUCAAUGUAUUGUACAUGUACUAUUUAAGGUCUCUCCGUUCGGGGAAUUGGGAAUGCCCAAGUCAGAACGUAUGCAAAUAAUUUGCCGGUUAUUCCGUCCAAGAUCUGCCAUCAACCAUACAACUCCUUGUGCCUCGUGUACGUAGUACAGUUGAUGUACAGGUCCCUUUCAUCGUCUCGAUGAAGAGCCGCUAGAGGAGCUUCUAUAGUACCUCAGGCCUUUGAUGGCAAAAUACGCAUCCGUAACUCUGUUCCUUCUUUGUCUGAGAACUUGAUAUCUGUGUGUCCGUAUUCCAAGAACUUCAGCUACCGCAGGUUUCCGAGGCGAGUCCUGGGCUUAGUGGAUUGCUCUUCUUCGCAUAAACUUGGGGGAGCCUCAAGUAAUCUCAACGGAGACAGAUGCCCAUAGUUUUAUUAAGCAUAGCGACCGUCAUAUCAUAAUGAUUAUACGCAGUCGCAUUCGCUUCCUUCA
This is a messenger RNA of Fusarium odoratissimum NRRL 54006, 1422 nucleotides long. RefSeq lists its product as uncharacterized. Gene Ontology annotation, biological process: iron incorporation into metallo-sulfur cluster; intracellular iron ion homeostasis. Gene Ontology annotation, cellular component: mitochondrion. The transcript is spliced from 2 exons. The record is from RefSeq and is a predicted model, not a curated record. Lineage: Eukaryota; Fungi; Ascomycota; Sordariomycetes; Hypocreales; Nectriaceae. The coding region runs from base 210 to 821 and encodes 203 amino acids. Gene Ontology annotation, molecular function: ferroxidase activity; ferric iron binding; ferrous iron binding.